AUCUCUGCUUUGUCUCGCUGCAACACAGCCGGCUCAUUUUGUACAUAGUGUUUAUUUGUACAUUUUGUGUAAACAUUGAUGUAAGAAAACUGUACAGUGUAUAAAAUCUUCUAAGCUUCGGAUAUGGCAAUGAUAUCUGGUGGCAAGCUUUGGUCUGAUAUUGAAGAAAGUUCUGAGAAUAACAUUCUUUCUACUGAUGAGAACUUGAAUAUGUGGAGAGAAUCUGCUAAUCCCCAGGGUUGGAGUGGAGCUAACUUGUCCUCUGUUCCAAUGAUUCCGCGUCGAGGUGGAGCAGCGUUCUCUGCAGGAGGGAUGGAGUCACAGCAAGUAACAGAUCAAUGUUUAGAGAGACACACCCUCUCCCCUCGGUCCAGCGCUAUGCAGAACGCUAUUGCAGAUUACGUGCUUGGAAAUCAUAAGAUGGAGAAUCAUCCGUACAACAACAACAUGGGCGGAUUGGAUCCUCGGGACGGGAUGGAUGGGCGGGGUGGAAUGGAUCGAGGAGAAUUGGACCCUAGAGGAAUCGAGUCUAAACUGGGUCGGCUCAACCUUCAGGACGAAAUGUCGAACAAGAAAAGAGAAUCAAGUCCUCACUACGCCGAGCUUAAGAGUGAGGACAACGGUAAUGACGGAGAGAACACUUAUAGGAUGGGAUCUAAGCACAGUUCUCCCUCCUGUGAUCCAGAUGCUGUCGCAAAACAAGAUCUAGGUUCCGAGGGCUCUUCUUACCCCGCCUCCCUAGAGGUUCCUGGUGCAGGACAGUUUGAGCAGGGUGAAGGGCAUGGAGUUGGAGCUGAGGGGAUUAUUGGAUUCCCUGGAGUACCCAACACAGACCAGAUGUUCCAGGAGGAUCAGGGAGUUUAUCGGGGAUUAACCAGUCAAGCUCAGCUCCAUCUUCUUCAACAACAGUUCCUGGCUCAACAGCAUCUAGCAGCAGGACAAAUAGGUGGAUUUCCUGGGAACAGUCCUUAUCUGAUAAACCCAGGGGUACAACAAGAUCCCUAUCUCCUCAAUCUAGGCCAAAAUGGUUUGCCCAUGCUACCUAUGUCCUACUAUGCUGGAGUCCCCUGGUACCCCCCUCCAGGGGGGCUUAUCCCCAACGGUACCCCCACCACACCGGGGCCACCUCAGAACGGAAGCUCAAGAAGCAGCAGUGGACGCCCAGGCAGUCCUGCAUCACAGAAUGGCGGUGGAACACCUGGACCUCAGGAUUCUCUCACCUCUCCUGCACCUUAUCAGAUGAUUCCAUUUUAUGAUACCAAUGGAGGGAUACGGCUUGGGCCAGGCGGAGGUGUUCCUCCUGUAAGGCUUGUGAACCCUGUGCUACCCAGCUUGAACAAUACCUACUCCAACAUGAACAUGUCUCCCAUAUCCUCGAUGGCCAACUCAAACCUCAGGCGGGAUAGUUUGGAUCGAAGUCAAACUUCUCUGUCUUCUCUAGACUUUGGUAAACCUAAAGGAUGGCCCAGCUAUGGAAACAUUGGAAGCAUUGGAUCUCCUACUCUUGGUAUGGGGGGUUCAGGGGGCUCCCUGACCCCGCCUCCCCUGGGGCUAUUUGAUAUGCGCCCCCGUCUUGGAGCAGGGGUAGAUAGAGCUUUUGCUCUCGGGGGAGGAAUAUUCCCUCCUAGAACUCCUACUCUUGGGCCCAAUCUUCUCUUCGGUCAGCCUGGAGGAAAUGUUAUGCCAGGACGAACCCGAGAGAACUCCGCUGGGUUGGAUAAAAACAGCAAUAGAUCCAGACUUCUGGAGGACUUCAGGAAUAGUCGGUAUCCUAAUCUACAGCUAAGAGAUAUCACAAAUCAUAUUGUAGAGUUUAGCCAGGAUCAGCAUGGAUCUAGAUUUAUCCAGCAGAAACUAGAGAGGGCUGCACCAGGAGAGAAGCAAGCAGUGUUUCAGGAGAUUCUGCCUCACGCCUACAAUCUGAUGACUGAUGUGUUUGGAAAUUAUGUUAUUCAAAAGUUUUUUGAAUUUGGUUCGGCAGAUCAGAAAUCACAGCUCGUCAAUAAGUUGCGCACGCAUGUUCAACCCCUGGCGCUGCAGAUGUACGGAUGCCGCGUAAUUCAGAAAGCUUUAGAGAGUAUCCCGUUAGAUCAACAGCAGAUGAUUAUACAGGAGCUGGAUGGGAAUAUCUUGAAGUGUGUCAAGGAUCAGAAUGGAAACCACGUGAUUCAGAAAUGUAUUGAGACCGUCGACUCUUCCUGUCUUCAGUUCAUUAUUGAUUCCUUCCGUGGUCAAGUUGUGAGUCUAUCCACUCAUCCCUAUGGAUGUCGUGUCAUUCAGAGGAUCUUGGAACACUGCAGCCAUGAACAGAAACAAGGAAUCCUGGACGAGAUCCACGCUAAUACUGAACAGCUGCUCCAGGAUCAGUACGGCAAUUACGUUGUACAACAUGUACUGGAUCAUGGAAAGCUGGAGGAUAAAUCUAUGAUUGUGAACGGUGUACGCGGGAAAGUCCUCCCACUGUCCCAGCACAAGUUUGCCAGUAACGUUGUGGAGAAAUGUGUGCAGAACGCGAGCAGAGCGGAGAGGGCUUUUCUUAUCGAUGAAGUCUGUACUGCUAACUCGGACAGCCCGUCUUCUCCGCUGCAUAUCAUGAUGAAGGAUCAGUACGCCAACUAUGUUGUACAGAAGAUGAUAGAUGUCGCUGAGCCAACUCAACGGAAAAUCCUCAUGCACAAAAUCAGACCCCAUAUCUCUACCCUGCGUAAGUACACUUACGGGAAGCAUAUCCUUGCCAAACUGGAGAAAUAUUUCCUCAAGAAUAACACUGAGCUGGGACCAAUUGGACCCCCUCUUACUAUGUGACUGGGAAAUACAGGAGAAAUCAUAGUUUACCAUCCGGCCGGUACAUAAUUGAUACUGUAGUACACUUCAAACUUAGUUGUACUGUACUGUCCUUGCCUCUACCCACUAGACUAUUCGGUGAUCUACCACCUACAAAUUACUACCUUUACUAAUAAGUUAUUUAAAUGUUCUUCUACAGAAUAUUUAUUAAUGUGGACAUAUCUAUAUACUUGAUAGCGAAAAAAAAACUUUCUUAUGUAUUUGAAUUAGUAAAAUUGACUCCCUCCCCACUUUCUUCUAGUAACUUCAGUAGCUAAUGAUAAGUAUUUAAUGUUUAACAUUUUAUGAAAAACAUUCUAAUUUAGUUUUUUUGUGCAAGAAUUGCCCGAGCACAUCGGGUCUUAUGCUUUUCCGUGUAUUUUAUAUAUUUUAUAUCAUAACAUUAUAGUUGAUAAGUAUUAUUUGUUGUAAACAAUUCAAGUAUUCUGGGUUCUGAAAGCGAUAACAAGACUCUAUAAGAGAAAAAAUCUAUUAUCGUUAAAACUCCUUUUAAAGAAAUACCCAAGUUUUUUUUAAAGAUUUUUUUUUGCAGUACAAAUUAAAAUCAUUUUAAGAAUUGAGCCGAAGGUCGAUCAUUUUCAACAAAUUGCGUAUUUUUAAAUACUAUUUAAAUAUUAUGUUAUGCCUUAGUUAUAAGUUUGUGCUAAGUUUGAUUAUUUUGCGAGAUCAAUUUUUAAUUUGUUUUUAUCAACUCUACGACGACAUUUUAUUUUAUCAUUUUAGCGCCAAAGAGCGACUUGCAUUUUAAUCUCGCAUUGUACAUCUUGCUUUUCUUUUAAAUAUGUGUAAAUAGUUUCGUUUGUUUAGUAGGUUAUCAUGUCUGUAUUUACCAUUUUUUACUUAGGCUCCGAAAAUGUAAAAAUGAGUGGUUUAAUGUUUUAAAAAGUCCUCGAAAGACAAAUUAUCGCUCAAUUUGAUCUCAUUUAAUGUAACCCACCACCCCCUUGGCUCUUGUACACAGCUUAAACGAUUGUAAAAAAAAUAAAAAUUUUAGGUGUUUAUAUGUGUAAAAAUGUUGAUAACUUUUUUUACCAAGAAUACAUUCAGUGUACAAAUUAAAUAAAAUCAAUAUUUUUUCUACCACUGUCAAGCCCCCUGACCUAAUAUGUAAAGAGAUGUAUACAAUGGAUUAAUGUUGAUCGGAUUUAAGGUAAAUGUAUUUAAAAUGUCCGACCUUACUCCUACAGUUUUAACCUGUAUUUUAUGCUGAAGUAAUUAUAAGAUUAAUAAACUAUCAAUAAACUUAUUUAAAGAAAA
Molecule: messenger RNA, 4101 nt
Organism: Eurytemora carolleeae
Lineage: Eukaryota; Metazoa; Arthropoda; Copepoda; Calanoida; Temoridae
Product: pumilio homolog 2
Exons: 29
Coding region: 124-2805 (893 amino acids)
Biological process (GO): post-transcriptional regulation of gene expression
Cellular component (GO): cytoplasm; nucleus
Molecular function (GO): mRNA 3'-UTR binding
Source: RefSeq, a predicted model, not a curated record